UGGAGCUUCAUGGAAAACAGCUAGAGAUUGAACAUUCAGUACCUAAAAAGCAAAGGAGCCGGAAAAUUCAAAUCCGAAACAUCCCACCCCAGCUGCGAUGGGAGGUUCUGGAUGGUUUGCUAGCCCAGUAUGGCACCGUAGAAAACUGCGAGCAAGUGAACACGGACAGCGAGACCGCCGUUGUCAACGUCACCUACGCCAACCGGGAGCAGACCAGGCAAGCCAUCAUGAAGCUGAACGGGCACCAGCUGGAGAACCACGCGCUGAAGGUCUCCUACAUCCCCGACGAGCAGUCCAUGCAAGGGCCGGAGAACGGGCGGCGGGGCGGCUUUGGGGCGCGCGGUGCUCCCAGGCAGGGCUCCCCCGUCACCGCGGGGGCACCGGUCAAGCAGCAGCCAGUGGAUAUCCCCCUCCGCCUCCUGGUGCCCACCCAGUACGUGGGUGCCAUCAUCGGCAAGGAAGGGGCCACCAUCAGGAACAUCACCAAGCAGACGCAGUCCAAGAUUGACGUGCACCGGAAAGAAAAUGCGGGAGCCGCAGAAAAAGCCAUCAGCAUCCACUCCACCCCCGAGGGCUGCUCCGCCGCCUGCAAGAUGAUUUUGGAGAUCAUGCAGAAGGAGGCGAAGGACACCAAGACAGCUGAUGAAGUGCCCCUGAAAAUCUUGGCCCAUAACAACUUUGUGGGGCGCCUGAUCGGCAAAGAAGGGCGAAACUUGAAGAAAGUGGAGCAGGACACGGAGACAAAAAUCACCAUCUCGUCCUUGCAGGACCUGACUCUGUACAACCCCGAAAGGACCAUCACGGUGAAGGGCUCCAUCGAGAACUGCUGCAAAGCGGAGCAGGAGAUCAUGAAGAAAGUGAGGGAAGCCUACGAGAACGACGUGGCCGCCAUGAGCUUGCAAUCUCACCUCAUCCCUGGCCUUAACCUGGCUGCGGUUGGCCUCUUCCCUGCCUCCUCCAACGCAGUACCUCCUCCGCCGAGCAGCGUCUCCGGGGCCGCGCCGUACAGCUCCUUCAUGCCUCCGGAGCAGGAGACCGUGCACGUCUUCAUCCCCGCGCAGGCGGUCGGCGCCAUCAUCGGCAAGAAGGGCCAGCACAUCAAGCAGCUCUCCCGGUUCGCAAGUGCCUCUAUCAAGAUUGCCCCUCCGGAAACGCCGGACUCCAAAGUGCGCAUGGUCGUCAUCACGGGCCCUCCAGAAGCUCAGUUCAAGGCGCAAGGCAGGAUUUACGGGAAGCUGAAGGAGGAGAACUUCUUUGGACCGAAGGAAGAAGUGAAGCUGGAGACGCACAUCCGGGUCCCCGCCUCAGCCGCGGGCAGGGUCAUCGGCAAAGGGGGCAAAACCGUCAACGAGCUGCAGAACCUGACGGCGGCGGAGGUGGUGGUGCCGCGGGACCAGACCCCCGACGAGAACGAACAGGUCAUCGUGAAGAUCAUCGGGCACUUCUAUGCCAGCCAGAUGGCUCAGCGCAAGAUCCGAGACAUCCUGGCCCAGGUGAAGCAGCAGCACCAGAAGGGACAGAGCGGCCAGACGCAAGCACGGAGGAAAUAAGAGCAGCACCGACACCAACGUGAAAAGCGGAACAAGCCAAUGCCGGGCUUAAGAGUGGCUGGGAAUCAGUUACCGUAGACAGAUGCUAAUUUUUUCAUUAACCGAUCGAGACUAAAAGGCAGUUUGAUUGGCUUCCGAGGUAGAUGGCUAGGGUUAAAAA
Messenger RNA from Aptenodytes forsteri (emperor penguin), 1710 nucleotides. RefSeq names its product insulin like growth factor 2 mRNA binding protein 1 (gene IGF2BP1). NCBI's taxonomy places the organism in Eukaryota, Metazoa, Chordata, Aves, Sphenisciformes, Spheniscidae. Gene Ontology annotation, biological process: regulation of gene expression; nervous system development. Gene Ontology annotation, cellular component: cytoplasm; nucleus; cytosol. Bases 228 to 1550 code for a protein of 440 amino acids. The transcript is spliced from 14 exons. The record is from RefSeq and is a predicted model, not a curated record. Gene Ontology annotation, molecular function: mRNA 3'-UTR binding.